CAUUUCUCUUCUUCUUCUUUAUUACAUAGUUCUGAAAAAAUCAAUGGAUCCAAAUCAUAAUCUCCUCUUUGUCGCAUUUCUUGUUCUUUGCUUAGCCGUAAAUGGAGUUACCGGAUAUGCCACGGUCACUGGCACGGUGUUUUGUGACCAAUGCAAGGAUGGAGAAAGAUCUUUGUUCGAUUUUCCUGUCUCCGGAGUUACGGUUAGUGUGACAUGUCCUGAUGAAAAUGGACAACUCUCUAUGUCAAGAGAAGAGACCACUAAUUGGCUUGGAGGAUAUGUAAUGAGAUUUGAUGGGACACCGGAUCUGAGCAACUGUUAUGCUCAGGUUUCAGAUAAUGGGGCUCAACAGCAAAGCUCAAGUAGCUGCAACAUUGCUUCAGGCCCUGCACAGAAACUUAAACUAAUGUUUAGUUUUUUUGGGAUUGAAAUGUUCGCUGCAGAUGCACUUCUUGCUCAGCCAUUUCAGCCAAUGUCUUCUUGUCCUAAACCACCACCAUCUCCGGUUAUGCCUCCUCCUCAGGCCCCGGUUAUGCCUCCUCCUCAGGCCCCGGUCUUUCCUCCUCCUCAGGCCCCAGUCUUUCCUCCUCCUCAGGCUCCGGUCUUGCAUCCUCCUCAGGCCCCGGUCUUGCCUCCUCCUCAAGCUACACCACCUCCUCAGUAUAAGCUUCCACCUUUGCCUCCAAUGCCUCAAGUCCCGGUCUUGGCUCCUCCUCAGGCCCCGGUUAUGCCUCCUCCUCAAGCUACACCGCCUCCUCAGUUUAAGCUUCCACCAUUGCCUCCACUCCCUCCAAUUCCAUUUGUAGAGCCAUCAGCUUGUUCUCACCAGUUGUGGAGAAAACCUGAGUAUAGAUGCUAUUGGAGGGCGAUAGGGCCUGAUACAAAAGUUGCGGUUGCAUUCGGGCUAGUAGCAGGGAGGAGAUACGGGACAGAUAUGACAAUACGUGAAGCCCUUGACGGUCGAGGAGAAGCAUAUAAGACUCUCUUAAGGGAGGCAACAACUGCAUUACUCAAUUCAUACAACUCUCUUGGCUUUCCUUAUAAUUCCAUCUCUGUGAUCACAAAUACAAACUUGGCACUCCUCGCAAACUCGCAGCACGAUGUUCUCAUGACCGCUAUUCGAUUCAUCAAGGCUAAUUCCGGGACCUGCAGAUUCACAGUUUGCAAGUGAUUGGGUGUGUCUUUACUAUUUAUAUACCCUACACUUUCUUCUUUUCUCAUUGUUCUUGGGUCUUUUUGUAACACCUACCAUGAAAGUCUAUACUUGGAUUCAUUGGAGAA
Messenger RNA from Eutrema salsugineum, 1281 nucleotides. RefSeq names its product WW domain-binding protein 11. NCBI's taxonomy places the organism in Eukaryota, Viridiplantae, Streptophyta, Magnoliopsida, Brassicales, Brassicaceae. The transcript is spliced from 3 exons. Bases 44 to 1171 code for a protein of 375 amino acids. The record is from RefSeq and is a predicted model, not a curated record.